AUGCUUGCACGAGGUGUUCGAAAUGUUAUUUAUAAUUAUACCGAUGCUCAGCGUAAAGUACGAUCGGCAACAUCAAAUGACGCAUGGGGACCAUCACCCGCACUUAUGCAUGAAAUAGCUGAUUUAACAGAUAAUGUUGUUGCUUAUGCUGAAAUUAUGCCAAUUAUUUGGAAACGUUUAAAUGAUCAUGGUAAAAAUUGGCGUCAUGUUUAUAAAUCACUUGUUUUAUUGGAUCACUUAAUUAAAUACGGCAAUGAACGUGUUAGUCAACAAUGUAAAGAAAAUAUAUUUGCUAUUCAAACAUUAAAAGAUUUUCAAUACAUUGAAGAUCAAAAAGAUCAAGGUUAUAAUGUACGUGAAAAAGCUAAACAACUUGUUGCUUUACUCAAAGAUGAUGAACGUUUACGUAAUGAACGUCGAAAAGCACAAGAAGCUCGUGAACGUUAUGUACGUCAAGCUAUGGGUAUGGAUUCAAAUGGCUCUGUUACAUAUGGACGUCCAACAACAUCAUCAAUGCGACGUAAUAGUAUUGAAGGUAGUGAUGCAUAUGGUGGUACAUCAUAUAUAUCAAGUCAUAAUACAAAUCCAUACUCAACAGCAUAUCGUUCAACAUCAUAUAAUGAUAGCCUUCAUGCAGUUUCAGGUAAAGAUUUUGGCCAACCAACAAGUCAAGAAGAAGAACAACUACAAAUGCAAAUUGCUUUGGCAGAAUCACAACGUGAAGCUGAAGAUGAAGAACGCCGACGUCGAAAUGAUGAAUUAAAACUUAAAAUAGCUUUAGAACGAUCAGUUAACGAAUCAUCAUCUGAAGCAAAUCAUGGACAGUUAUUUGAUCUUAAUACCAAUUCUCAACGUCUUGAUUCAUCACUUUUUGAUACUCAUCAAAGCAAUACUUCAUAUUUACCGCCAACGACAAUAUCAAAUAUUGGUUGGAACACAACAAAUACUAGACCAUCCACUCAUCUUGGUGUCACAACUGCUACAAAUGAUCCUUGGACAUUAGAGUCAAACGGUCGUAAUUCUGCUACAACAGUAUCAAACGAUCCAUGGCAAGGUUCAAAAACAACAACAUCACAAGUUAAUCCGUGGGGUGGAAAUACUCAUACAACUAAUAAUAUUGAUACUGAUCUUUCUAUCAAUAUGUCAGAUCCUUGGGGUCUUGGUACAGUUCAUUCUCAACCAACAACAACAACAAGUUCACCUCCAGCAACUACGAAAACGAUUGAAAAUGAAUUAAGUGACUUUUUUGGAGCUAGUGCAACUAUAUCACCAUCAUAUAAUCAACAACCACAAGUAUCAUCAAAUCCUUGGAAUACAACAUCUUCCCCCAUGAAUACAGGUACUAUUUCUCCAAUAAAUGCAAAUUUAUCAACAGGUGGUAAUAACGGAAACAUACUUUAUCCAACACUAACUAGUAGUAAUAAUUCAAAUCCUACUAGUACAAGUCCAGUAUCAUCUUCAAUAUCUGCAUCUCGUAAAACACCAGAAAGUUUUCUUGGUGAUAAAUUUAUUAAUCUAGUUAAUCUUGACAACCUUGUUACAGAUCCUAGAGGUACAAACCCAUUUGGUUCAAAUGUAUCACGUACACAGAAUCCAUUUGUUAAUACAACAAAACCACCAACACUUGAUCAAUUAACAUCAUCAAAUAAUACUAUUUUUACAAGUGGUUCAUCAUUACCUCCACCACUGAUUCCUUCAUCAUACAAUAACAAUGAUACAACUGUACCACCAUUCAAUACGAAUAAUCCAUUUCUUUGA
This is a messenger RNA of Rotaria sp. Silwood1, 1758 nucleotides long. Lineage: Eukaryota; Metazoa; Rotifera; Eurotatoria; Philodinida; Philodinidae. The record is from the annotation of a GenBank genome assembly.